CCAGUCCGUCCUUUAUUGGCCACACACUGCCUUGAAACCUUGACCUCCAGACGGCUGUGACGGUGCCUGCCCUGACAUAUUCGGCGAAUUUAGUUUGUUCUGCUGCCGAUCGACACGAUGAUCCGUCCUGAUUCGCCAUAGGUUCUGCUUUCUCUGGGACUAACUCAUAGCUUGGCCGUCCCCGCUCCUGCCCAAAGCGGCCCUCGAGCUUUAGACUCACCCACGAUCUGGUAUCCUUGGAGAUUGCCAAUGCAAAUCGGUCUGACGAACCGCCUAGCAUCAUCUAGAGGGACAUCACAGCUACCGUCAUCCAACACAGUCACCGCUACCACGCAACCAACGAAACAUUCCAAACGACCGAGCCCCUCGUCUAGGCCUUCCAUUUCCGACUAGGUUCCAACUCCGACCUGGUGCAUAUCAACACCCAAACUUACGCCCACAUCAAAAUCACGCCAACACACAAGGCACCUCAUGGCGUCCGUGCGAACCUUCUCAUUGCCGCACUACGAGGCCUACCCUGUCCACGUGGCUCUUUUCAAGGAUGUCAAAAACGCCUCCUUCCUGAGGCGUCAAUUACUCGAAGCCAAUCCAGACUACGACUAUGCCUUCUUGGAUGCAUCCAUGAUACUCACACCCCAUCACCUCCUCUCUGCCACCUUCCUCGCCCUCCACGGCCACUUGACCCACCGCGCAAAAACACGAACUCCCCAUUCCGAACUAGUUUUUCGCCUCUCACCCAACAACAAUAUCGGAGAGUCCUAUAAGAAAUUUGGCAUCGCCGAUACCACCACCGCGCUCAUUGCCGUUAAACUACCUUUGUCUCCAUCAUCCACUGCGUCAACAGAUGAAAAGUCUACUUACGAAAAGGAUGAGAGUAUCACGAAUGAGAGCGUAAGUUCGCAUUUGGGAAGUGCGGUAGAGGGAACUAGUGUGGAGUUGGGAGAGACAGGGGAGGAGUUGGGUAUGUGGUGUGAUGUUGACAAGGUGAGGAAGGUGUACAAAUUGGGUGGAGAUGGUGGGAAGAAGGGUAAGAAAGGCGCAGUUAAUGGGGAUGGUGGUGACGUAGAGAGGAGGAAAGCGGAGGAAAAGAAGGACAUCGAAAGCGUUGUUCUAGGUAUUAUUGCCCUGAAAGGGUCGUGAAAAGGGAUGGGAUCGUAUGAGAGAUGAUGAGACGACAGUAUACGAGCACCACAGACGUAUGAGUAGAACACACGAUUCAACUCAAAGAAACUUCUCUCCAGCUAUGCCACAGGUCUUCGCGACCAUAUAGAUAUAUCUACACUCCAUAAUCUAUGACAAAGGCACCAAAGCUUAAACCUCCAUGUAUUCGGGCUUGAGGAAGUCGGC
Molecule: messenger RNA, 1347 nt
Organism: Alternaria alternata
Lineage: Eukaryota; Fungi; Ascomycota; Dothideomycetes; Pleosporales; Pleosporaceae
Product: CGI-121-domain-containing protein
Exons: 2
Coding region: 472-1140 (222 amino acids)
Biological process (GO): tRNA threonylcarbamoyladenosine modification; telomere maintenance via recombination
Cellular component (GO): cytosol; EKC/KEOPS complex; nucleus
Source: RefSeq, a predicted model, not a curated record